UGAAGGGACCUUGUGACGUAUUGAGGGGAGGAGCUGUGUAGGGAUGCGGGGCAUGCCAUAGCCGUUACUGGUGACCCGGGAACAGGCGGACACUGGAAGCAGCCCGGUGUCUGAGAGCACAGGGGGCGGCAAGUGGCGAGUGUAUCAUACAACACUAGGUGGCUGCAGCCGGCUGUCAUUGUCACUGGAACUGGGAGUGUGCAAUCCUAUGAUGCAGCAGUAGCAGGUGACGCUGUAAAUGCAUCUCUGAUCCAUCAUGUCCACCUUGAGCAAUCUGGAGGUCCCUGAGGAGCUGUCGGGAGAGGAGUGUGUGGGCAGCAUGCCUGACAUCAAGGUGGAGCACGUCAUAGACUCUAAUCCUGAUGAAGGUCCUGCUCAGAAUGUGGCCAUGGGAAUGAAGUUCAUUUUACCAAACAGAUUUGACAUGAACGUUUGUUCUCGCUUUGUAAAGUCCUUAAAUGAAGAAGACAGUAAAAAUAUCCAAGAUCAAGUAAACUCUGACCUGGAAGUAGCUUCUGUCCUGUUUAAAGCUGAAUGCAACAUACACACCUCCCCAUCUCCAGGCAUACAAGUGCGACAUGUCUACACCCCAUCAACCACCAAGCAUUUUUCUCCCAUCAAGCAAUCAACGACACUGACAAACAAACACAGAGGCAAUGAAAUAUCAACUACCCCCCUGCUGGUGAAUUCCUUGUCCGUUCACCAGUUGGCAGCUCAAGGGGAGAUGGUGUAUUUGGCAAGCCGGCUUGAACAAGAAAAUGUGAUUAAUCUUACAGACGAGGAAGGUUUCACGCCACUUAUGUGGGCCGCAGCCCAUGGCCAGAUCGCCGUGGUGGAGUUUCUUCUUCAGAAUGGUGCAGACCCGCAAGUCCUUGGCAAAGGACGAGAAAGUGCCCUGUCACUGGCCUGCAGCAAAGGUUACACGGAUAUAGUAAGAAUGCUGGUGGAGUGUGGAGUGGAUGUCAAUGAAUAUGACUGGAAUGGUGGGACGCCCCUGCUGUAUGCCGUACAUGGAAACCACGUGAAAUGUGUGAAAAUCCUUCUAGAGAAUGGGGCCGAUCCAACCAUUGAGACAGACUCUGGUUACAACUCCAUGGACCUGUCAGUAGCUCUGGGCCACAGAAGCGUUCAACAAGUCAUCGAGACUCACCUCUUACAGCUUCUUCAAAGUAUCAAAGAGUAAUGGACUCCGCGACAUGAAACAGAAGAUGCAGAUAGAUUGUGCCCUGCAGUGAUUAUAUUUGUUUUACACCCUAGGAGAUGUGAUGUUUAAUGAAAUCUGAACGUAGUUUUUCCACCUGACAUACUAAUACGGUAGUCGCUCCAUGCAUUUACUGACAAAAAGUCUAUACGGUAUAAACUGACCAGAAAGACCUCUUACAGCAGGAUAUGUUUCUGUAUAGUAGAGAGAGAGCUUUCCACCAGCUGAUGGCUACUGUGCACAAUGGGAGUAGUUGUUUCUGUUACUUACCCAGCUCUAUUAUACUUUAUGGCCCUGAUUCUGAGUCUGAUGGAUCUCCUAGACAUCUGCAGUCUACACAUGUGCUGUGCCCUGCAUACACCCAGAGAUCGAAGAGCAGUCUAAUUGAUCUACCCAAUGACUGAUCUCUCUCUCUUAGUGAAAUGAGCAUUUCUGGGCGGCGAAAAAAAGAUUGAGAGUGUUUAACCACCCCAACUCCUGGCGCAAAUGAUGAAUUAAAUUUAAGUUGGCUAUACAGCAGCUGCAAGCACUGAGGGACUGCUACCUCCCCCAAACAACAAAAAUAUAUACACAAGAGUGCUGCGCUUGAUGUAUGCUUAAUGAUAAUCAUAGAGUGAGCCCCAUCGUCUUGAGGAAGUCCCGGGAGACGGGACGAAACGCGUUGACAUCACUCCUUUUGCUCAGCCCACAGACGCACUGACCGCUGCCAGCCACAUUCCUUUGCAGCGGUGAAUUUGAAUUUGAUAAUCAGCCUCAGAGAAUCUGUACCGGUACGCCAGGUCAGCAUACCACUGCAGCGUCCAUACCCGCCCGCCAGGGCAGAAUCAACUGCACCGUGCUAGUGCCGGCGGCGGACGCUUGGAAGUUAUCCCGGUACCUCCUGCGCUGCGAGACUGAAUCUUCCCGCAGGUCGGGUAAAUAUUAUCAGCGGCAUUUCCUCUGCACUGGGACGCCAGUAGCAUAGAGGACGGGAGCUACAAUCAUUCUUAUACAGGCUGUAUUAACUGUUGCAAUUCAGUUUUAUUGAUACAAAGAGACCAAAACUAGGUCUAUGUGGCAGCAUUGAAGUUACAUUGUUACAAAUCAUUUCAACAAAGUGACAUAUUUAGAACGUCUUAUCAGUGUGCUUGAGCUUUCUUUUAUCAAUGGUUUUUAUUGUACUAUAUUGUGUGUGUAAAUAAAUUUGUUUAAAUUUUAUCAGCAAGUUCCAUAUGUGUUUUAAAUUGAUUUAAGCAGACACCUGUGUAUCUAUUAAUUUUUAAUCAAUUAUCAUUAAGCAUACAUCAAGCGCAGCACUCUUGUGUAUAUAUUUCUGGGCGGCGAUCAUGCAAAUCCGUGUCACUGGCGUGUUGUGGCCGCGUAGGCUGAUUUCCGCAAUCAUUCAUAGCCUGCGGAUGAAGAUAGGACGUCUGUCUCGGGUGGUUCUUUUACACCCAGCAUGGGGCUGAUGUAAGUCCUGAUACUAAUAAUGACAGGUGCAGAUGAAAAACCAGUGGGCAGCCUGCCCAUCUGCAUGAUGGCGGAUGGAUAAUCACAUGGAUACGCGCAAUAGUAUAGGAUCGCAUCUGGCUGCACUUGCGUCUGACUCGGAAUCAGACCCUCCCGUCCCACCAUCUGGUUACUCACUGUGCUGUAGCAUCAGCAUUAUAUUGCUGCUUCUCUGGACAGGACUUUUGUAUGGCAUGAAGUGUCACUAGGCUGCACAGCGCAGCCACUAAGAUGCAUGUAAGUGCAGUCCUCUAUUUCACAAUAUUGUCUGUGUGUGUGUAGAAGUAUAUGAUGACUCUAUAACAACAUCAAGUUGACAACACGCCGUGUGUAAUACUUCCCCUUUGUAUGUAUGCUUGUAUUUAUUAUAACAUUGGAUGACUGUUGUACCCAAAAUGAUCCUGGUGUAGAGGAAGCCAAUGAAACGUAAAUGAUGUGAUGUGACCGGAAACCCUCAUUUGGUUGCCCGAGCUUGGUAACUUAGUAACCUCUAUCUGUAGCCUAGUAUAAAUGUCAGUGAGUCUACAUACGUUACUGGUGUGUAUAGUUUUCUUUCCCCAUCCAUGUUAACUGUAAGAAUUGAUGCAUUAUUUAUUUUGAUUUUGCACAAGUUACUUGAAAUGUUCUUAUUUCAGAGAAAUGCAAUUGUAGUAGUCUGGGUGUAUUUGUGUAAUACGUAGGCUAGUAUUCCUUAACUGGUAGAAGACCAACGUAUUAUGUCCUGUGACUGUAAUAGGGUUAUGGUAAGCCAUAUAUAUGUGGAACUGUAUUGUGCAAUGUUAAAUGUUUCCUCUCCUUGUUUCCUUUGUGCAAGUGUGUCUAUGCCUGCCUAUACAAUAGUGUAUGUAUAUAGUGUAUAUGACUUAUGUUGCACGUGUUUAUGUUUACAGAUGGAUAUGCAAUUAUAAAUAAAUUGAUCUUGUAUUACCCUUUUUUCAUUAA
Pseudophryne corroboree (corroboree frog) is the source of this 3631-nucleotide messenger RNA. It is a transcript of the gene ANKRA2, whose product is annotated as ankyrin repeat family A member 2. Gene Ontology annotation, cellular component: nucleus. Gene Ontology annotation, molecular function: protein binding. Bases 257 to 1183 code for a protein of 308 amino acids. The transcript has 9 exons. Lineage: Eukaryota; Metazoa; Chordata; Amphibia; Anura; Myobatrachidae. Gene Ontology annotation, biological process: regulation of gene expression. The record is from RefSeq and is a predicted model, not a curated record.